This is a messenger RNA of Benincasa hispida (wax gourd), 1227 nucleotides long. RefSeq lists its product as uncharacterized. The record is from RefSeq and is a predicted model, not a curated record. Lineage: Eukaryota; Viridiplantae; Streptophyta; Magnoliopsida; Cucurbitales; Cucurbitaceae.
AUGAGUUUGCAGAGUUUUUCUGAGCAGUUUUUGUAUACUUGUUGUGUAGCUACCCCACCUGAUCUCUCUCUCUAUCUGAAAGAUUCCCAAAAAAAAAAAAAAAGAGAAACCCUUGAAUUUUUCUUGGAUUCCAAAAUCUGAAUUGGUUUGUAAUUUGUAAAGGCAGGCAGAGAGAUUGAAUUGGAUGUGGAGGAAGCAAGAAGAAGAAGAGGAGAGAGAAAGAGAUGAUUUUGAUGAUAAUUUUGAAGGUUCAAAAACCAAAACUUGUUUCCAAUAUGAGGAGUCAUUAUCAUGGGAAGAACAAGCUUUUGCUGAAGAUGCUGGCCGUCUUGGAGCUUGCGUUUGGCCACCAACCUCUUAUUCUUGCUCCUUUUGUAGAAGAGAAUUUCGUUCAGCUCAAGCCUUAGGCGGCCAUAUGAAUGUCCACAGAAGAGAUAGGGCUAGAUUAAAGCAAUCCCCAAAUAACAACAAUAACCCUAAUUUCACUACGACUGAUUAUUCCUUGACCUUAUUUCAAUCCCGUUCUUCUUCUUCUCAUCACCAUCUUUCUUCUUUACCUGAUUAUCAUCUUCCUAACCCUAAUCCGUCUCUGCCAGAUGGCGGUCGAUCGGAUUCAAAGGCGGGCAAAGAUGAGGAGUUGAUAAAUUCUUGCUCUAGGGUUAGGGACAAAGAUCAUGUUGGAAUUGGGGUUCCGGAUGAGGGGUUGAAUUUUGGUUUUGGUCGAUCUCGGCCGACGUCAGGUUUGUUUGACGACGACGGUCGGGAUGACGCGGGGGCGGUGACUGGAUGCAAAAGGAGGAAAACGGACGAUGCGACGACGUCGCCGAUACAAUUUUAUGUGAAGUCCAGUAGCUUGGUAGAAAAUCAUCAUCAACAUCAUCAUAUUCAAUCAGAGGUAAUUGGACUUAGAUCUACCUCCUUACAUGAUUUGGAUCUUGAACUGAGGCUUGGUGGUCUUUCUAAAGGUUGAGUAAAUUCAAAAUUCAAACUCUCAAUUGCUCAAUGUUUGGUGAGCAAAUUCCAUCAUUUAAUUGAAGUUCUCAUCCGAGUUUUUGUUUUUACUUUUAUUUUUAUUUUCACUUUUGAAGUAGAGGCUGAGGUCUUUCUAAUUCGAGUACAACUUCUUAAUUUUGCAGUCUCUGUGUAACAAAAAGUUUCAAUAUUGAAUAUUUCUGAUUAUUGUAAACAAUAACCAAAGCAAAGAAGAUACACAAUAAUCAUAUUCAA